Messenger RNA from Dunckerocampus dactyliophorus (ringed pipefish), 1967 nucleotides. RefSeq names its product WD repeat domain, phosphoinositide interacting 2 (gene wipi2). The transcript has 12 exons. The record is from RefSeq and is a predicted model, not a curated record. The coding region runs from base 282 to 1514 and encodes 410 amino acids. Gene Ontology annotation, molecular function: phosphatidylinositol-3-phosphate binding; phosphatidylinositol-3,5-bisphosphate binding; protein binding. Gene Ontology annotation, biological process: protein localization to phagophore assembly site; nucleophagy; autophagy of mitochondrion. Gene Ontology annotation, cellular component: phagophore assembly site membrane; extrinsic component of membrane; cytosol. NCBI's taxonomy places the organism in Eukaryota, Metazoa, Chordata, Actinopteri, Syngnathiformes, Syngnathidae.
GGAUGGUGGGCUGAGCCGGGAGAAGUGCUCCGCAGUGCUCCGAUGGCCUGUGCUGCCAUGCUAGCUAGCAUUACCUUACAUUUUGAGGGCCUUUCUGCUCACUUGACAGGCUGACAUGGCUUAAUGAGCCACAUCCUGGGUGUGUUGUCUCGGAAUACCAAAACCAAUACACGGAUUUUGUUAGAUAUCUAAUCCUAAUGGCUAGUUUUAGAUUGACUGCCAGUAGCAACUAGAUGCUAGGCUGACCUGAUGCUACGCCCUCACACGCUAACUUUAGCCACAUGAACCAGAAGAGGUAUACUAGGUCCUUAGCUGUUGGCACCAAAACAGGAUACAAGUUUUUCUCCCUGUCCUCUGUGGACAAACUGGAGCAGAUAUAUGAAUGUACAGACACAGAGGAUGUGUGCAUUGUGGAGCGUCUGUUCUCCAGCAGCCUGGUGGCCAUCGUCAGCCUGAAGGCCCCCAGGAAGCUCAAAGUCUGUCACUUCAAGAAGGGAACUGAAAUCUGCAACUACUCCUACUCCAACACGAUACUGGCUGUUAAACUCAACAGACAGAGGCUGAUAGUUUGUCUGGAGGAGUCACUUUACAUUCAUAAUAUUCGGGACAUGAAAGUGCUGCAUACAAUCAGAGAGACUCCACCCAACCCUUCGGGGUUGUGUGCCCUCUCCAUUAGCAAUGACAACUGUUACCUGGCGUACCCUGGCAGUGCCAUGAUAGGAGAAGUGCAAGUGUUUGAUACAGUCAACCUGCGAGCCGCAAACAUGAUUCCAGCCCACGACAGCCCAUUAGCAGCUCUUGCUUUUGAUGCCAGCGGAACCAAACUAGCCACGGCUUCAGAGAAGGGCACAGUCAUCCGUGUUUUCUCCAUCCCGGAAGGACAGAAGCUCUUUGAGUUUCGACGAGGGGUCAAGAGGUGUGUGAGCAUCUGCUCCUUGGCCUUCAGCAUGGAGGGCUUGUACCUGUCAGCCUCCAGCAACACGGAGACGGUUCACAUCUUCAAACUAGAAACACAGAAGGAGAAGUACGUGCCAGCAGAGGAGCCCACCACAUGGGGGGGGUACCUGGGCAAGGUGCUCAUGGCGUCCACCACCUACCUGCCCUCCCAGGUCACGGAGAUGUUCACGCAGGGGCGAGCCUUUGCCACAGUACGCCUGCCCUUUUGUGGACAUAAGAACAUCUGCGCUUUGGCAAUGAUUCAGAAGAUUCCCAGGUUGCUGGUUGCAGCAGCCGAUGGCUACCUGUAUCUCUACAACUUGGAUCCGCAAGAAGGAGGAGAAUGCACGCUCAUGAAGCAGCACAGGUUAGACGGCAGUGCAGAACCAUCCAAUGAGAUCCUGGAGCAGGGGUCACAUGAUCGCCCGCUGGUGGCCCAGACCUACAGUGCUGCUGUCACGAAAGGUUACUGUGAAGAGCAGGGCGCCGUAGGUGGGGCGGGGCUUGAAGAAGACCUCAGCAACUUACGCUUGGAGGAGGAGAACGAGCAGCCGCCGCUUAUCCUGGAAACUGACUGACCAAAUGGACGGCUGCGCCCACCAAUCAGAGGGGCUCCUCUGGCGCUGCUCUAAACAAGUGACACGAGGGGAGGAGGCGGCAGGAUCAGAGAGGGAAGUUUUUUUUGUUGUUCUGUGCCGUGUGUCUCUCCACGUACAUACGCCUCCACAUUUUAACUUCCUCCCCUCCUCCUUGUGCUCCUUCCUCUGUUUAGUCUGUGCAGGCCAAACUGAUGCUUUGCAUGUACAUGUGCCAACCGCUCCAACAAAAAGUGUCUGCGAGCGUGUGUGUUGGACUUUGGAUCAAAAUAGAAAUGUAGCUGUGUCUCUAUAGAAGACACACACAAACACACACAGUGUAAAAAGAGAAAUGAUUGUGCAAGUGCCUCUUUGCCCUCCUAUCAUGGUUUCAUCUGUGUGAGAUCGCUCUGCAUUGGCUUAAUAAAAUCCAUUUUCUUUUGUGUCUGAUCUUAA